Molecule: messenger RNA, 1484 nt
Organism: Scylla paramamosain (green mud crab)
Lineage: Eukaryota; Metazoa; Arthropoda; Malacostraca; Decapoda; Portunidae
Product: focal adhesion kinase 1-like
Exons: 2
Coding region: 967-1290 (107 amino acids)
Cellular component (GO): cytoskeleton
Source: RefSeq, a predicted model, not a curated record
UAUUCAUUUGUAUUGGUCAAUUACAAAUAACUAGACUAGGUUAACUAGAGGUCUCACCUUGCAUAUUUUGUCAGUUUUGUCUAGUGUCGUGUUGUCAACAAAAUGCAGAUUUUAUUUUAUUUCCUUUACCCACUUCAUAACACUCAUCCCCGCUAACUUCGGCAUCACUGGCAGCUAACAAUGUUUCCACCAGCCUUUCGGUGGUGUUUGAACUUUUAUUUUGUCCGCAGAAUGCAGUAGUACUGCAGCAACGAGAGGGUCCUGCAAGAAUAUUUACUUGUCACUCAUUGUUUUUAAUUCAUUACACAUCUAUGGUGUUAUAGUGUAAAUCAAACCAAGUUUAAUAUAUAACAAAACUAUUUGCAUGUCACUGCAAAAAUAUAUCGGUAGUAUAACAAAGACGAAAAUAUUACUCAUUUAUAUAAUAGUAUUCAUUUGCCUGAUAGGACAGAAAUGUCACCUUUAAACAAGCACUACAGAUGUUUGGCAAAGGGUGAUAUGAGGAUUUUUGGGAUGUAAAUAUGAUCUUUAGGUGUGCGUUUAUCACAGCAAAUUUUGUCAUAAUUGUGCUUUACCUGGGGAUACAUCCAUGAUGCAGUGAAAGUGGCUGCUUUGCGCAACCUCCGGCACGCGUCCACCUGCUCUCAGUGUCCUGGUUCAUCCGAGAAGCGACAACCAUUCCAGUGUAAACAAAGGUGCCGAUCGAAAGCUGAAACGGGACUUGUAUGUCCUGACCGGCGAGCGAACUCUGAUACUUGACAUCCGCAGAGUUAAAACCAUGUAUUCCAAGGAGGACAUAUUUGUCCUCUUCGACAGUAAAGGGUUAAGAUCCCUGUACUCCCAAAGCAAACCUCGUCUUUAAUUUUUAGGGAGAGUGAUCUAUACUAUCCCUAUUACUACUACUAUUAUGACUAUUUCCAGGUUAAAAGUGACUACCUGGAGGAUGAAAGCAGGGCGGCAGAAGGCAUGGAUUUCGACACAGCCAUCCAGCUCACUUGCAUCGAAAUCAAGCGAGUCUUUAAGCGGAUGAACGGAUGCGCGAUGGACAAGAAGUCAAAUCUUGAGCAGCCGGAGAAGGAAGUCGGUCUACAUGAAUUCCUACCGGCCUACGUCAUCAACACCAUCAAACAGAAAACGUUACGUAAGGCUUUGCAGGGAAACUUUAAGAAAUUCUCGGCGUUCUUCGAUUACGAAUCUCACUUCAAGUGCCUCGAGAUUUUGGGAAAAAUUGGAAAGUUUGACAUCGAAAACUUCCGCUGUGCACUCGGCGUAAGUGUUAAGUGUUACUGAAGUGUUUGUAUGUGAGUCUUGUAGUACUGUCGAUACUUACUACUACUACUACUACUACUACUACUACUACUACUACUACUACUACUACUAUUUUCAGUGUGGUUGGUCUAUUCCUGUCACUCUGCUUGUCGGCCCAAGUGUUGGUAUUUCCUACUGGACAGAUUCUGCCUCUGCCGUAAGUACCACUACUACUA